ACAGACCGUAAGAAGACGUUUCACUCCCAAACCGCAAUUCCAUACAUCGUUGCGACCGGUGCCCUGUGUGUUCACAUAAACAACUGGAUAUACAAACUGUUAGACCAACAUCCAGAGAAUUUUUUUAUUCAGGACUUUUUUAUUUUUUGGGGAAAAAAAAGUGUCAAUAAUAUGGGAGAAAAAAAUAUCAGUUUUUUGACUGUUUGGAUAAUUUUGGGAAACAUCUUGGCUACCUUUUCUUCUGUCCCUGAAGCCACCACCACCGGGUUUGUAAACACUACAGUCUCCACUACUCCCUGGCCGACCACUGCUGAAUGGAUCUCAGACCUCACUGACAUUGUGUCCAAGUUCUCCCUGCGCACAGCGGACAUCCCUGAUGAUGACAUGUGCUACAUCGUGGCCGGCAGGCCAGAAACCAUCAAGGAGUGUGAAUUCAAGGAAGAAAUGCAGACCUUCGUUGUGAUACAUGGCUGGACGGUAACGGGGAUGUUUGAGAACUGGGUGCCCAAGCUGGUGUCCGCGCUGUACGAGCGUGAGCCCACUUCCAAUGUGAUCGUGGUGGAUUGGCUGACGCGCGCCAACCAGCACUACCCGACCUCUGCAGCCUACACCAAACUAGUGGGCCGCGACAUUGCCAAGUUUGUUACCUGGUUACAAAAAGAGUUGCAGUUUCCCUGGGAGAGGAUUCACCUGCUGGGUUACAGUCUGGGAGCGCAUGUGGCGGGAAUCGCCGGAGCCCUUACCGAGCAUAAAAUCAGCAGGAUCACAGGUCUGGAUCCGGCUGGUCCCAACUUCGAGCACGCAGAUGACCAGAGCACCCUUUCCCGAGAUGAUGCCCAGUUUGUGGACGUCCUGCACACCAACACCAGGGGCUCCCCGGACCGCAGCAUUGGUAUCCAGAGGCCUGUGGGCCACAUCGACAUUUACCCCAAUGGCGGCACCUUCCAGCCGGGCUGCGGCAUCCAGAAAACCUUGAUGGGGAUUGCAUUGGAAGGGAUCAAGGGCCUCCAAAAUAUGGACCAGCUCCUCAAAUGCUCCCACGAGCGCUCCAUCCACCUGUUUAUUGACUCUCUGCUGAACACCCAGCAGCAGAGCAUGGCAUACCGCUGCAACUCCAAAGAGGCGUUUAACAAAGGACUGUGCCUCAACUGCAGGAAGAAUCGCUGCAACAAGCUCGGUUACAACAUCAACAAGGUCCGCACGGCCCGCAGCACCAAGAUGUACCUCAAGACGCGCGAAAUGAUGCCAUACAAAGUUUUCCAUUACCAAGUGAAGGUGCAUUUCUUCAGCCACGACCAGCUGAGCUUCACAGAGCAGCCAAUGAAGAUUUCUCUGUAUGGAACCCAUGGAGAGAAGGAGGACAUUUCCUUUGUACUGCCUGUCCUGAGCGGUAACACCACUUUAUCCUUCCUCAUCACCACCGACGUCGACAUCGGAGACUUGAUGAUCGUGAAGGUGCGCUGGGAGAAGGAUGCACUCAUCAGCUGGUCCGACUGGUGGGGCAGCAGCAAGUUCCACAUCCGGAAACUGCGCAUCAAGUCUGGGGAGACCCAGUCCAAGGUGAUCUUCAGCUCAAAGGAAGGCGAGUUUGCCUACCUUGUCAGGGGAGGAGGAGAUGCAGUCUUUGUCAAGUCAAAAGAAGACAACAUGAGCCGUAAAGAGAAAUUGCUGCACAAGCUGAAAAUGCAGGGCAGUCUUUUUGGGCAGAAUGACGCCUGAAGAUGCACUUGAUCACAACCCCACGUCGUGCACAUCAUCCAUCUCUACACACAUAGCCAAAGAUGGGCAGCACAAAGCAACACUGGGAAAGCCUUUGCAAGUAACUGGACAUACACUAUAGUGACUGUUGCGUUUUUUUUUUCCGAUCCUCCUUAUUUUCUCUACUCCCAGUGCAAACAACACAACCUCAUCCACAGUGCUGGAAAUCAGUCCGCUCACAAACUCCCUCCUGUUUCUGAAAUCUCUCUCUGCUGCUGAAGAAUGUUACAGGUUUCUUUGCGAUGAUGUGCUCGCAGCUUUACAAAUUCACACUUUCAGUAGCUUAAGCUGCAUAUCUUUGUAAUCAUUUGUUUAUGCUUUUGUAGCCUAUAUGUACUGUUUAUACUGAUAUUAAUGUAAUUUGAAACCCUGAACUGGUGUGUUUUCUUUACUUGAGUGAACUUGGAUUAUUGUUAAUGUAAAAAUGAUUCAGAGUGACAGGCUAAAUUUAGGCACAUCUUUUUGUUUUCUGUUUUUUAAAUGUGUAAAAUGAUCACUUUGUCCCUAAUGUUUGUCUUCACUUAACCACUAAUUGCCAACAAUCAACAAGGACCAAAGAAAUAUUUACUAUCUACUGAAUGGAGAAUCACAGUGGUCAUUGUCCAUACCUUUUUUAAUCAGUAUUAUAUAUAUUUUUUGAAGAUGAGUUAUGUGUUCAUAUCUGAUCUCUUGAAGACCGGCUUGUUCUUUGAUUGCGUUUUGGUUAUUGUGUCACUGGUCACUUUAAAAGGCUCUUUGUCCCCUGCAGCCAUUUUAGAUGUUAAGGUCAUUGAGAGUGCAGUCAAGGAGGGACAUGCAUUCUUCAGUUUUGGUAAUUUUUUCAUGAAAAUGAACCAAGGUCAUUAAAACUGACCUUGGUUCAUUCCAGUAAUGGCUAAGUGCACCUGAAAACUUCGUGAACGGGUGGAUAGUGUCCCACCUGAAACAGUUUACCUCAAUGACUACGCUAAGUCUACAACGUGCCCUUAUUUUGAAAGGUCAAACAUUACAAAAUUGCUUAAAAAAAUAAAAAUGCAAGCCUUUGUAAUUUGCAAUGGACUGGCCUACAUGAUAGCCAUAAUACAUCUCAAGAAUACUUCAUAUUGUAUUUAUUGAAUGUACAUUUAUAUAUUUGUAUAUUAAGCUGUAAUAUAUUUUGGCAGGCUUCCUUUGUCAUCUGUAUUUUUAUAAAUGAAGCGUUUUGUGAUUUUAUGCAAAAGGCGUUGGAACGAUCGAUCAAAUUGGUCUCCAUGCCAGCUGUUGAGCGCAAUUACUUUUUUGAACUGAAAUGCAGUGCACUGUAUAAAGAAAGAGCCCAGGAUGGUUUAAUAAAAAGAUAACCCACAUAUUCAAA
This is a messenger RNA of Xiphias gladius (swordfish), 3091 nucleotides long. It is a transcript of the gene lpla, whose product is annotated as lipoprotein lipase. The transcript is spliced from 10 exons. The record is from RefSeq and is a predicted model, not a curated record. Gene Ontology annotation, biological process: lipid metabolic process. Lineage: Eukaryota; Metazoa; Chordata; Actinopteri; Istiophoriformes; Xiphiidae. Gene Ontology annotation, molecular function: apolipoprotein binding; lipoprotein lipase activity. Bases 172 to 1719 code for a protein of 515 amino acids.